Molecule: messenger RNA, 2130 nt
Organism: Pangasianodon hypophthalmus (striped catfish)
Lineage: Eukaryota; Metazoa; Chordata; Actinopteri; Siluriformes; Pangasiidae
Gene: slc37a4b
Product: solute carrier family 37 member 4b
Exons: 10
Coding region: 453-1814 (453 amino acids)
Biological process (GO): glucose-6-phosphate transport; phosphate ion transmembrane transport
Cellular component (GO): endoplasmic reticulum membrane
Molecular function (GO): glucose 6-phosphate:phosphate antiporter activity
Source: RefSeq, a predicted model, not a curated record
AAGAAGCAGAGUUUGAUUCACUUCAAGAGUUGAAAAGCGAGCUCGAACUCGAACCGUUGACGAGAGUUAUGCAUGUGCAGAUGGUGCCAUGUCUGAGAACCAGGAGUAUCUACCUCGUUUUUUCUGUGGCUGCAAGGACAGUUUGAAAUAAUAUGAUUAUCGUUUAACUCAGGACAGCUCAACCAAGACCUCGCAUGACUGAGAUUUAGGUGCUUUGGAGAGAGAUGAGCCAUCUGUGAAGACCACAAGAAGCUGAAGGAAACUCUGAUUCUUCUCCAAACUCCAGGUCUACCUCAGCAUUUGGAUAGAAUCUGUCCCACUUCUCUGUGUGGAGCUGAGAUGACUCUUGGCAGACGUACUCACUGAAAGCACUUCUUCUCUUCUUAACGUCUCUGAAGGUUCUGCAGCAUUUUUUUUCUCUCAAAACAUUCCUCAUCUCAGUGGUCGGAAUCAUGGGGGCUACCGAUUACGGCUAUUACCGCGCAGUCAUUUUCGUAUCAAUGUUUUUGGGGUACUUGCUGUACUACUUCAACCGGAAGACGUUCUCCUUUUUGAUGCCGUCGGUUAUGGAGGAGAUCGAGCUAGAUAAGGAGGAACUUGGUCUGAUCACGAGCAGUCAGACUCUGGCAUAUGCCAUCAGUAAGUUCAUCAGCGGAGUGCUGUCGGAUCAGAUCAGUGCCCGCUGGCUCUUCUCCUCCGGCCUCCUCAUCGUCGGGGCCAUCAACGUGCUCUUCUCUCAGUCCUCCACCCUCACGGCAUUCACCUUGCUCUGGUUUUUGAAUGGCCUUGGCCAGGGAUUUGGCUGGCCACCAUGCGGCAAAGUGCUGCGCAAGUGGUUCGAGCCGUCUCAGUUUGGCACGUGGUGGGCCGUUCUGUGCUGCAGCAUGAACCUGGCUGGGAGUUUGGGUCCCAUCAUCACCACGCUGCUGGCUCUGUUCUACAGCUGGAGGAGCAUCAUCUGCAUCUCCGGUGUGAUCUGCAUGGCCUUCGCUUUCAUCUGCCUGCUGCUGGUGAAGAACGAGCCCAAAGACGUCGGCUUGGCCAGCAUCCAGCCUGGCACCAAGAAGGGCAAAGGCAAAAAAGGAACCCCGAAUGAUGAGAGCACUUUGAAAGAGUUCCUGUUCUCUCCAUACCUGUGGGUUUUGUCCUUCGGUUACCUGGUGGUGUUCGGGGUGAAGAUCGCAUGCACCGACUGGGGGCAGCUGUUUCUCAUGCAGGAGAAAGGCCAGUCGGUCAUGAUGGGCAGUUCCUACAUGAGUGCCCUGGAGGUUGGCGGUUUCGCUGGCAGCAUCGCAGCAGGGUUCAUCUCUGACAGAGCCGUUGCCCGGCAAGGACUGGGUACACAUGGCAACCCUCGGCAUACACUCCUCUUAACCAUGAUGGCGGGCAUGGCCGUGUCCAUGUAUCUCUUCCGAGUCACCAUCAGUCCAGAUGUGUCUGAAGAAGCUCCACUCUGGGUUAUUAUUCUCCAUCCAGUCUCAGUCCUCACCGGGUUGUCUGAGAAGGAGCUCUGGAUAUUAACUCUCGGUGCUGCUUUUGGAUUCUCGUCAUACGGCCCGAUCGCACUGUUUGGGGUGAUCGCUAGUGAGAGCGCUCCCUCAAACUUCUGCGGGACAUCACAUGCCAUCGUAGCGCUUAUGGCAAACGUCGGUGCAUUUCUUGCCGGCCUGCCAUUCAGCACUAUUGCCAAGCGCUACAGCUGGGACACAGCCUUCUGGGUAGCGGAGGUGACCUGCGCCCUCACCACCGUUUGGUUCUUCAUGCUGCGCAACAUGCGCACGAAAAUGGGACGAGUGGACGAAAAGAAAGACUGACCAACACACACCGAACACAGCGCACUACUCAAACCCUGCCAGUGUGAAAUUACUGAGCUAUAUCAGCAUCAGAGUGUCAUCUCUGCUCAGAAAAACACUCUUCAUUUAAUAUAGGUGUAGUGUUAGUUAUAAGUGCACCUGAGUGAGGUAGUUCUACACUAGCAACUGGAACGUUCUGGGUUCACGGCCACAGAGACACAUUUGAAAUGCAUAAUCCUGAGUGGCUCAGCUUUGUACUCUGUGGAUUGGAUUUUGCUUCACUUUGGAUAAGAGGUUGUGCUGAAUAAAUAACCAUACACUGAAUUACAUGACUUUA